This is a messenger RNA of Sphenostylis stenocarpa, 2568 nucleotides long. The record is from the annotation of a GenBank genome assembly. Lineage: Eukaryota; Viridiplantae; Streptophyta; Magnoliopsida; Fabales; Fabaceae.
AUGCUUGUACGGUGCUGCUUUCCAUUAAACAGGAAGGUGUUGCUGCCACUACUCACCAACACUCGCCUCUUCUCCUGUUCUUCUACUUCAACUGCAACAUUCACAAUCAAAAUCACACCUUCAAUUUUGAAACAAUGCAACUCUUUAACCCAUGCCAAACAGUGGCAUCAGCAGAGCAUCGUGCAGGGUCUCCUCCAUUUAGUCACGGGCCUCAUCGGCGCAUACAUGGCCUGCAAUUCCUCUGUCACCGCCAUUGUGCUUCUAGAGCGCCUUCCCCCUUCACCAUCUUCCGUUUUCUGGUGGAACCAACUCAUAAGGCGCGCCGUCCAUCUCGGAAUCCCUCGCCACGUUUUCGCUCUCUUCCGUCGGAUGAAGUCACUGGGGUGGACCCCUGACCACUACACCUUCCCUUUUCUCUUCAAAGCUUGUCCCUUUCUCUCCCUCGGUGCUUCCCUCCAUGCUACCGUUGCACGCUCUGGCUUUGCCUCCAAUGUAUUCGUUUGCAAUGCGCUGGUCUCUAUGUAUGGCAAGUGUGGUGCUAUCACUCACGCACAGCACAUGUUCGAUGAUUUGUGUCACUGGGGUAUUCAGGACUUGGUGUCUUGGAAUUCCAUUGUGUCUGCUUAUAUGUGGGCCUCUGAUGCAGAGACUUCACUUUCAUUGUUUCGUAAAAUGACUAGACUGGAUUUGGUGUCCCCGGACGUGAUCAGCCUCGUUAACAUACUUCCCGCUUGUGCUUCCCUGGCUGCCUCGCUGCACGGCCGAGAGGUUCAUGGGUUUGCUAUCAGAAGCUGGUUGAUGGAUGAUGUUUUUGUGGGAAAUGCUGUGGUUGAUAUGUAUGCCAAGUGUGGAGAGGUGGAAGAGGCCGAUAAGGUUUUCCAGAGGAUGGUGUUUAAAGAUGUUGUUUCUUGGAACGCCAUGGUCAAUGGUUAUUCUCAAGCUGGCAGAUUGGAACAUGCCCUUUCUUUGUUUGAGAGGAUGCGGGAGGAAGACAUUGAGCUAGAUGUUGUGACUUGGACAGCUGUUAUCACAGGGUACGCGCAGCGAGGGCAGGGUUGUGAAGCUUUGGAUGUGUUUAGGCAGAUGUGCAGCUGUUGUUCUCGUCCGAAUGUGGUCACUCUCGUCUCCCUACUUUCAGCUUGUGCCUCUGUUGGGGCAUUGCUUCAUGGGAAAGAAACUCAUUGUUAUGCCAUCAAAUUUAUUCUCAGCUUAGAUGGACCUGAUCCUGGGGAUGAUGAUUUGAAGGUGAUUAAUGGUCUAAUUGACAUGUAUGCUAAAUGCCAAAGCACAGAGGUGGCCAGAAAAAUGUUUGAUUCGGUGUCUUCAAAAGAUAGAGAUGUGGUUACCUGGACUGUGAUGAUUGGUGGGUAUGCCCAACAUGGUGAUGCCAAUCAUGCUAUACAGCUUUUCUCCGAAAUGUUUUGUAAGUCUAUAAAGCCUAAUGAUUUCACUUUAUCAUGUGCCCUUGUGGCCUGUGCUCGUUUGGCAGCAUUGAGGUUUGGAAGGCAAAUUCAUGCUUAUGUGUUGCGCAAUUGCUGUGGUUCUGUUAUGCUGUUCGUGGCUAAUUGUCUUAUAGACAUGUAUUCCAAAUGUGGAGAUGUGGAUACCGCUCAGAUUGUCUUUGACAACAUGCCACAGAGAAAUGCUGUCUCUUGGACGUCUUUAAUGACUGGAUACGGCAUGCAUGGACGUGGUGAAGAUGCUGUCCGGGUUUUUUAUGAGAUGAGGAAGGUGUCUCUGGUGCCUGAUGGAAUAACCUUUCUUGUUUUGCUUUAUGCUUGUAGUCACUCGGGAAUGGUGGAUCAGGGUAUUGAUUUCUUCAAUAGAAUGAGGAAGGAAUUUGGGGUAGAUCCUCGACCAGAGCAUUAUGCUUGCAUGGUUGAUCUCUGGGGUCGCGCGGGUCGGUUAGGAGAAGCUAUGAAGCUCAUUGAUGAAAUGCCUAUGGAACCAACCCCAGUUGUGUGGGUGGCCUUGCUUAGUGCUUGUCGAUUACAUUCGAAUGUGGAAGUUGGGGAACUUGCGGCAAAGCGUUUGUUAGAAUUGGAAUCAGGGAAUGAUGGGUCAUACACAUUGCUUUCAAACAUAUAUGCCAAUGCCAGACGCUGGAAAGACGUGGCUAAGAUUAGAUAUAUGAUGAAACGUACUGGAAUCAGGAAAAGACCUGGUUGUAGCUGGUUGCAAGGAAGGAAAGGCGUUGCAACCUUUUUUGUGGGAGACAGAUCUCACCCAGAGUCUCAAAAGAUAUAUGAAACACUGGCAGACUUGAUUCAACGCAUUAAAGCCAUUGGAUAUGUUCCUCAGACAAGUUUUGCUCUCCAUGAUGUUGAUGAUGAAGAAAAGGGUGACCUACUUUUUGAACACAGUGAGAAGUUGGCUCUUGCCUAUGGCAUCCUAACAUUACCACCAGCUGCACCCAUUCGAAUAACCAAGAAUUUACGCAUCUGUGGUGAUUGCCACACUGCCAUAACCUACAUAUCCAAGAUUGUUGAACAUGAGAUCAUACUGAGAGAUUCAAGUCGUUUCCAUCAUUUCAAAAACGGAUCCUGCUCAUGCAAAGGGUACUGGUGA